CUCUAGAAAGUAGCCACCUCAUCUUUGUCAGCCGUAGAUUUUAUUUGAUUUAAAUUGUGAGCUAUGGCGAGGGCGGCUUUUAUCGUGUGCCUUCUGAUGGCCUGUGCCUGGAGCGGCCACGCCGUGAUGUUCAAGCUGACGCCGAACACCCAGAAGUGCCUCAAGGAAGACAUCCAGGCGAACCAACUGGUGAUGGGCGAGUACGAGGUGACCGACGUGCCCGGUCAAAUCAUCGACUAUAUAGCUCGCGACACCAAGGGACACAUCCUGUCGCAGAAGGAGCACAUCACCAAGGGAAAAUUCAGCUUUAUGUCCGAGGUGUACGACGCCUACGAGAUCUGCUUCAUAUCCAAAGUGCCUGCACAUCAACGCGGUGUUGUUCAGGAAGUAUCACUCCUGACGAAAAAGGGUGUGGAGACCAAAAGCUACGAAGGCAUUGGGGAGGCCGCCAAGCUGAAGCCCCUGGAAGUUGAUCUUAAGCGUUUGGAGGACCUUUCCGACUCCAUUGUGCGAGAUUUCGUCCUUAUGCGCAAGCGGGAGGAGGAAAUGCGCGAUACCAAUGAGAAAACCAACAGCCGCGUCCUGUUCUUCAGCAUCUUCAGUAUGUGCUGUCUUCUGGGUUUGGCGACGUGGCAAGUUCUGUACCUCCGCAGAUACUUCAAAGCCAAAAAACUCAUCGAAUAGUCGUCUAGCCGUAGUCUUAAUGCGUGUGUGGAUCUGUGUUUUGAAUACCCGGUUUAAUUCCUUUCAUCUUUUGAACGUUUUUCUGAAAUAAAUGCAUCUACCACGUA
Drosophila subpulchrella is the source of this 791-nucleotide messenger RNA. It is a transcript of the gene bai, whose product is annotated as transmembrane emp24 domain-containing protein bai. The coding region runs from base 64 to 684 and encodes 206 amino acids. The transcript is spliced from 5 exons. Gene Ontology annotation, biological process: intracellular protein transport; endoplasmic reticulum to Golgi vesicle-mediated transport; Golgi organization. NCBI's taxonomy places the organism in Eukaryota, Metazoa, Arthropoda, Insecta, Diptera, Drosophilidae. Gene Ontology annotation, cellular component: COPII-coated ER to Golgi transport vesicle; endoplasmic reticulum; endoplasmic reticulum-Golgi intermediate compartment. The record is from RefSeq and is a predicted model, not a curated record.